AUGCCUUCUCAUGAUGACAAUGACAUUGUUGGCGAUUUAACCAAGGCAGAGUUAAUUGCUGCGGUUCCUCCAAAGAUGUUUGAAAAAUAUGUCCAAAAGUUGAAAUGGCCACAAAUUCUUGAUAUUGUACAUGGCCUACCAGAGGAAAUUUUGGAUAAGAUUCAUGAAGCAGCAGGAAAGAAGGAAGAUGAGCGAGAGCAAGCCAACAAUCCAUUGUAUGUGGACAUUCAAAUUUCAGAGGACUUGCCCAUACAGCUUCCAGAGGAUGAGGUUCCUGAAGAAAUCAUUUUGGUCAUUCAUCAUGAAAGUAGUGACAAUAUUGCAAUACAUGAAAGUGAGGGGUAUGUACCUGUAGAUGACAAGUAUGAAGAUGAGGUUAUACCAGAAUUGCAAAAUCAAGAUGGAGUUGGUACUGUGAAUAUUGAUGCUGAAGGUGGCAAUGUGAUACCAUUGAAAUUUCUUGGGAUCACAGAUACAGAACUCAAUAAAUUGCUGUUGAAUGACUUGAUGAAAUACGCACUUAUGAAUAUGGAUGCCAAUGAAGGAGGAUAUGCUGUUUGUCACAGUCGUGAUCCUGUUUCUGAUUUUGCUUGA
Messenger RNA from Suillus plorans, 594 nucleotides. RefSeq lists its product as uncharacterized. The transcript has 4 exons. Bases 1 to 594 code for a protein of 197 amino acids. NCBI's taxonomy places the organism in Eukaryota, Fungi, Basidiomycota, Agaricomycetes, Boletales, Suillaceae. The record is from RefSeq and is a predicted model, not a curated record.